Molecule: messenger RNA, 1465 nt
Organism: Striga asiatica
Lineage: Eukaryota; Viridiplantae; Streptophyta; Magnoliopsida; Lamiales; Orobanchaceae
Source: the annotation of a GenBank genome assembly
AUGGUCGCAUCAAAAUAUAAGGAGAAGUGGAUUCUUGAUCGAGAACUCGAGGAAGAGCUUAUGAAAUAUACGAUGAGUUACGAAGAGAGUGAAGUGGACCCCGUCUCAGUCGAGCAGGCUGAUAAAAUCCACGCAGAAUCUGAUGCGGAAGUCGACAUAAUCGGGCGUUUGGAAUUCAAUGGCGGCAAUGAGAGAACUGAAGCAGAUUUUGCGGAUACAACUGAAAGCUCGAGUUCAUUUGAUGACUCUGAUUAUGAAGCUGAUGAUUUUGAUCCCCUGCUAGAGCCUGAUGUUUCGUCCAAUACUAUUGAUGGAAUUUUCAGCAUGAGGAAGAGAAGGCUCACAAAUCACUGGAAGGCCUUUAUCAAGCCUCUAAUGCUGCGGUGUAGAUGGGUUGAGCUGCAAAUAAAGAAGUUAGAGGCACAAGCACUAAGAUAUGAUAGAGAACUUGACAAAUACAGUCAGCGUAAACUUGGGUUUGUGAAAUUUAUGGCGCAAGAUCUCGACUUAGCAAAAUCAAUUCCUUUUUCGAAGGAUUGUUUGGGAAGUGAGGUCUUCAUGAGGAAGAAAAGAAAACGGAAGGAGGAAACUGAGGAUGUAGCAGCAUACAUGUCCAAGAACAGAGAUAAUGGUGCUGACUUGAAGAGACUUGCAAAAGCCACCAAGAAAGUCGACACCGAUGAUGAUUUUUUGGACAUGGACGAUGACCUGUCAUGUGGUGAGAAUGAAGAUGACGAUAAUUUUGUGGAGGAAAUGUUUCAGAAGGCUGAUCUUUUACAGUCUCGAGUUGAUCAGUUGAAGAGUAGAGUUGAGAAGAUAAUGAAUGAUAGUUCUGAAAAGUUUACUUGCGCCGAUUACUCGAGUGAUGAAGAAGGUGUUAUGGAGGGAACAUCUGUGGGUGCUUAUGUCGUGUCCCAGCUUAUAGCUGAGUAUGAGUCGAGUAAGUUUCUUUUGCCGGAAAGUGCAGUUAAAAGAUGGCAAGAAGUUUCGUGUGAUGAUGCUAAUGAAAGAAUGGAUUGUUUUUGUUUUGCAGAUCCAACUGAAAAUGAUGACUAUGGAGUUCUCAUUGACAACCCAAGGAUGAAGGAAGAGAUGGACAGUUUCAAUGUACAGUACAUUCAACCAAUUCAGAGACCAGAUAUGGCGGAUUCCAUUCGGGUUUUGGAUGACCAACGGCCUUUGAAGAUAUGCUCGAUUUUGAAAGGUACGAAUCAGGGAAGCACAAAAAAUCGGGAGAGACGUGGUCUGCGAGUCAACUUCAACAUUUAAAUCAAAAACAGGAUUGUUUCUUUUUUCUAAAAUUGAAGAGGAGAUAUUGAAAAGCUUUUCUUGGAGUUCAACCUGCACAUAUAGCGCCUUGUAAAGUUGAGAAAUUUAUGAGUUUGCAUUCUUUUCCUUUAUUUUUUUGUAUAGAUUUGGAACUUGUUAUAUUCUUUGGUACAUAUGUUAUUCUUGUGGAUUACUG